GCCACGGUUUGCGAUCCGUGUCGUCCAGCCAACGAAACCCUUCCCCUUCCUCUGCUUCUCCUUCGACGGCCGGCGACCAUGGCGGUGGAGAUGACGACCAUGGCGGCGGCAAUUGGGGUAUCCAUACCGGUCCUCCGGUUCCUUCUUUGCUUUGUGGCUACUAUUCCGGUGAGCCUCUUCUGGCGGCUGGUUCCCGGAGUGCUCCCGCGCCACCUCUACGCGGCAUUCUCCGGGGCGGUCCUCUCCUACCUCUCGUUCGGAUCCUCCUCCAAUCUCCACUUCCUCAUCCCCAUGUCUAUGGGGUACUCCUCCAUGCUUCUCUUCCGACGCUACGCCGGCGUCAUCACCUUCUUCGCUGGCUUCGCUUACCUCAUCGGGUGCCAUGUAUAUUAUAUGAGUGGCGAUGCGUGGAAGGAAGGAGGGAUUGAUGCAACUGGUGCUCUGAUGGUGCUAACUCUUAAAGUCAUUUCAUGUGCAAUGAAUUAUAGUGAUGGGCUACUUAAGGAAGAACGCCUUAGUGAGGCUCAAAAAAAGUACCAACUAAUACGGUGCCCUUCCUUGGUUGAAUAUAUUGGUUAUUGUCUCUGCUGUGGAAGCCACUUUGCAGGGCCUGUAUUUGAAAUGAAGGAUUAUCUUGAAUGGACAGAAUGCAUAGGGAUCUGGGCUCCUUCCCAUGACAACCGAUGGCCUUCACCUUUUGGUGCGACCUUGCGUGCUUUACUGCAAGCUGCAAUUUGUAUGGGCUUAUACUUGUUAUUGGUACCAAAGUUUCCUCUUUCUCGGUUCAAUGAACCCAUUUAUCAGGACUGGGGUUUCUGGCAAAGGUUGUUCUACCAAUACAUGUCUGGUUUUACUGCCCGGUGGAAAUACUACUUUAUCUGGUCAAUUUCAGAGGCAGCAAUUAUCAUAUCUGGUCUGGGUUUUAGUGGAUGGUCAGAUUCCUCUCCGCCUAAACCACUCUGGGACCGUGCUAAAAAUGUGGAUGUUCUUGGUGUCGAGUUUGCAACAAGUGCAGUUCAAUUGCCACUAGUAUGGAACAUACAAGUUAGCACUUGGCUACGUCACUAUGUCUAUGAAAGGCUAGUUCAGAAAGGGAAGAAACCUGGAUUCUUUCAGUUGCUGGCUACACAGACAGUUAGUGCUGUUUGGCAUGGAUUAUAUCCAGGUUAUAUUAUAUUUUUCGUUCAGUCAGCAUUGAUGAUUGCAGGUUCACGAGUGAUCUACAAAUGGCAGCAAGCUGUCAAUGCAAAGAAUUUUUUGCUGAGAAAGAUGCUCACGCUUGCAAACUUUGCCUACACUCUUCUUGUCCUUAAUUAUUCCUGCAUUGGUUUCAUGGUUCUAAGCCUCAAGGAGACUCUUGCAUCCUACCAGAGUGUAUAUUUCGUGGGGACCAUUGUCCCCGUCGCAGUUAUCCUCCUCAGUUACGUCAUUAAGCCUCCUAGGCCUGCGAGAUCAAAGACUCAGAAAUCCCAGUGAGGAACAUUCUCCUAUUUCUGUGCUGGUAAAAGAGGUGAAGAAACUUAGCAAACUUCAGUCUCUUUUAGAGUUUUACCUGAUUGAAUCCUAUCUCUGUAGCUGGUAAAAGUUUACCUCUUUUCUUCUCUAAAUUGUCUAAGCAACAGUGAUGCAUUUACCAGCUGAUCUCUGCUACUUUAUUCAGCAUUCCUUCGCUAUGAUGCUUGUUUUAUGCUUUUGGUAUGACUUAAAAUUGCCUGAUCCAUAUCUCUAUAUUGUAUUUUUAUAUGAAUGCAUUGUAUUAUAUUUGAAGAUCCAUUACAUUUAAAGGUUGAAAGAUUA
Zingiber officinale is the source of this 1797-nucleotide messenger RNA. Its product is annotated as lysophospholipid acyltransferase 1-like. Gene Ontology annotation, biological process: lipid modification; phospholipid biosynthetic process; triglyceride biosynthetic process. The transcript is spliced from 8 exons. NCBI's taxonomy places the organism in Eukaryota, Viridiplantae, Streptophyta, Magnoliopsida, Zingiberales, Zingiberaceae. The record is from RefSeq and is a predicted model, not a curated record. Gene Ontology annotation, cellular component: membrane; endoplasmic reticulum. Gene Ontology annotation, molecular function: acyltransferase activity. Bases 79 to 1476 code for a protein of 465 amino acids.